Gopherus flavomarginatus (Mexican gopher tortoise) is the source of this 1915-nucleotide messenger RNA. It is a transcript of the gene ANKDD1B, whose product is annotated as ankyrin repeat and death domain containing 1B. Gene Ontology annotation, molecular function: protein binding. Lineage: Eukaryota; Metazoa; Chordata; Testudines; Testudinidae. The coding region runs from base 230 to 1807 and encodes 525 amino acids. The record is from RefSeq and is a predicted model, not a curated record. Gene Ontology annotation, biological process: signal transduction. The transcript is spliced from 15 exons.
UGGCUGCCUCUCGGUUAUAGCCCGCAUCAUAACAACCUACAACCCUAACCAACCGGUUUUUUUUUGUGCACUUAAAACAAGUCAAAGUCAAAUGCUUCUCCUGCGCACACGGGGCGCUGCUGCCAGCGGGCACCUCCCUCCUCGCACCUUGCUGAGUAACUAGCCCCAGAGCCCUGCCUGGAGGCGGCUGCUUCCCUGGAGGGCAAAGGAGAGAACGUGGGGCCGCACUAUGAAGGCGCUGAGCGAUUUCCUGGGCGCGCUGGGCCCCAGACAGGAUGGAACGCAGCCGGCGGCGGAGAUACCCGCAGCCGACGACGAGACGCUGUUACCACAUGAGAGAGAAUUUCAGCACGCUGCUAAAAUGAACAAUUUGGAAACCAUGGAGAAGUUACUUAGGAAGAAUGUUAACAUUAAUGCUGUAAAUACACUGCAGCGCACAGCUCUCCAUUUUGCUGUUGCAGGAAAUCAUAUAUCUACUGUGGAAUUUCUUCUCCAUCACAAAGCAAGAGUGGAUGUUGCAGAUAAGCACGGAUUGAUGGCGAUUCAUCUUGCAGCUUGGUCUGGAAACCUAGACAUAAUGCGAACGUUAGUUAAAGCAGGUGCUGACCAAAAGGCUACAGACCAGGAGGGAAUGAAUGUCCUGCACUUUGCAGCUCUGAACAAUAACGUUGACAUAGUGGAUUAUCUUCUCCAGGAACUUCAGCUGAAGGACCUAAACAAGCCAAAUGAGAAAGGUAAACGGGCAUUUCUUCUGGCAGCUGAAAAAGGCCAUGUUGAAAUGAUCUACAGUCUGAUUUCUCUCAAGCUGUUCACCUCUGAAAAAGACAAGGAGGGAAACACAGCAGUGCAUCUAGCUGCUAAAAAUGGUCACUGUGAGGUGCUGGAAGUUCUGUUAAAUCAAUGGGAAGAAAUAAAUGAACUCAAUCAGAAUGGAGAAACACCAUUUUAUCUGGCUGUUGAAGGAGGUCAUGAAAAAUGUGCGGAGCUGUUACUGGAAGCAGGAAGUGACAUCAACAUUUCAAAUAAACACAAUAGUAAUGCUUUGCACAUUUCAACACAGAAUGGACAUACAUCCUUGGUCACGUUUCUUAUCAGUAAAAAUAUCGAUCUGGUUCCUAAACCUGAGCAGAAUUCCCCUCUCCAUUUGGCUGUCCUCAAUAAUCACCUUCCUAUAGUAAUUAGCCUCUUGGAUGCUAAUCAUGAUAUAAACACCUUGAAUCAGAAGCAACAAACCCCUCUCCACGUGGCAGCUGAUCUUGGCAAUGUGGAACUAGUGGAACUGCUGCUAAAGGCAGGCUGUGAUCUCAAGAUUGCCGACAAGCAAGGAAAAACUGCUCUGGCUGUCGCAUCCAGGAGCAACCAUGCCCUCAUUGUUGAUAUGAUUAUUAAAGCAGAAAGGCAUUACACCUUGAAACAGGAACAUCUAGAAAACCAUGUUGAUGCACCAGAUUUUAUUCUAUCCUUCAAACAGGAUCACAGUGCACAGACUAAGCAAAUCCGUUCCUGCCUCUGGAAUCUGGCUUACAAUCAGUUAAAACCCCAAGAAUGGAAAAAGCUGGCCCUGUUCUGGAAGUUUACAGAGGAGCAAAUUAAAGCUAUUGAAGAACAAUGGACAGGAAAAAAAAGCUAUAAGGAAUAUGGACACCGAAUGUUGCUCAUCUGGUUACAUGGUGUAUUGCUGGCUCACCGGAAUCCAGUCAAACAUAUAUAUGAAGAUUUGGUGCAUGUAGGAUUUCAACAAGUAGCUGAGAAAAUCAGAGCUGAAAGGAGCACUGAGAUGGAUUCGAGGAAAUGUGCAGUUUCAUGAACUUUUUAACAGAAGCUGUCAUAGGCUGUAAAAGCAGCAAAGAGUCCUGUGGCACCUUAUAGACUAACAGACGUUUUGGAGCAUGAGCUUUCGUGGGUGAAUACCCAC